Diuraphis noxia (Russian wheat aphid) is the source of this 2745-nucleotide messenger RNA. Its product is annotated as protein-L-isoaspartate O-methyltransferase domain-containing protein 1-like. NCBI's taxonomy places the organism in Eukaryota, Metazoa, Arthropoda, Insecta, Hemiptera, Aphididae. Gene Ontology annotation, molecular function: protein-L-isoaspartate (D-aspartate) O-methyltransferase activity. The record is from RefSeq and is a predicted model, not a curated record. Gene Ontology annotation, cellular component: cytoplasm. Gene Ontology annotation, biological process: protein modification process.
ACCAACCUGUGUGGUGAUAUGUUUUUUUUUGGGACAACAAAAUUGUCYUGCGUAUUGGGCAUUGUCCGUGGACCAUUCGACCGUUUUGACGACUUGUCGUCGAUCAGCUGAAUGUGUUGUACUUUAGUAUUCGGACUUUUCGGUCUUGAAUCACGACGUCUACAGUAAUCUUCUAUCUGUCAUACCCAUACCUCAUACCAAAUUGCCGAAUUUCUGAGAAUACUGACGUACUGUACAGUGUAUAAAGAUUUGUAGAUGCAAACAUAUAAAUAGUASAAUACUUUUAAAGCAAUUUAAACUGUUUCAUGCCUUUAUUAUUGUCUUGCCUGCGUCAAAUGGGUUCAUCGAUUUUUCUUUGAGAAUAGUUAAGACAUUAACAGCCAGCAAUAUAUCCCGUUUCGAUUAUGAUGUGAUGUGAACACAGUCUUUUAUCAUCAUUAGACGACGUUGAAUAUAUCAAUAAGAAUAAUAUGUAACAAAAACAACAACAGUUAUUAUUGACGCUAACGAUAGCGCUACACUGCCGAAUAGACUAGCCAUCACAGUAUAAAUAAUAAAGUUGAUAUCAACAUACAUAUCGUUUGCUUAAUAAUCAAUAAAGAUGGGUCAAUUUAUAAGUACAAAUCGCAAUGACAACAGCAAUGAUGAGCUUAUUAAUUCAUUAAUUAAGAGAGAGUAUAUACACACAAUUAAUGUGGAAAAAGUGUUCAGAUGUGUUGAUCGAGGAUUAUAUUUUACUGAUGAUCAUAAACUAAACGCUUAUAGAGAUACUGCUUGGCAAUCUGGGGAUAUUCAUUUGUCUGCUCCAAGUGUUUAUGCUACUGUUUUAGAAUGUUUGGAUCUCCACAAGGGUGAUAAAUUUUUAAACAUUGGUUCUGGAAUAGGAUAUUUUAGUACUCUAGCUGGUCUUUUAUUGGGUGUUAAUGGUGUUAAUCAUGGUAUUGAAAUUCAUGGUUCUUCAGUAAAUAUUGCAUACCAGAAGUUGGAAGAAUUUAAACUAAAAUCUGCAGCAAUUGAUUAUUUUGAAUUUUGUGAACCAGUAUUCAUCGAAGGAAAUGCUUGUGAACUGUUGUCAGUGGGUUACUAUGAUAGAGUUUAUUGUGGAGCUGGAGUACCACCUGCAGAAAGUUCAUUUAUGAAGGCCCUUAUUAAAAUUGGCGGUGUAUUAGUUAUGCCAUUGGAAGGGUUCCUUGUGAAAGUAAUAAGAAAAAGUGAAUACUUAUGGAAAACAAUUGAAGUUUUGGAAGUAUCAUUUACAGAUCUUGUUGUGCCAGAUAAAUGUAGUAUUAUGAAAGUCGCAAAGUUUCCUACCGUUGAACCAAUAACUUUACAAGAGCUAUGCAGAUCAAAUAUUCGUACAUCCAUACGAGAUUGCUUGAAUGAAAGUCAUCCUGGCUUGCAAAUGCGCACUAAAUGUAAACCUAAUACUAGUUAUGAUGAAAAAUUUUUUAAUGCCAAUUCGUUAAGUCAAAUUGUUCGCUUACAAUAUGGCCCUGUUGAAAUUAAUAGGGGAAUAAUAAGUUUACGAAACAUAGUAGAUACAUUCGCUGGUUUAGAUGAGGCAAUAUCAGAUGGGGGUUCAACAUCAGGAAAUGAGACUAUUGAAGAAGAUAAUGAUGAUGAUAGCAACGACGAUGAUAGUGAUGGUGAUGAAGAAUGUGAUAAAAAUUUACAUCAGAAAACUGAAUCAGAAACCAAAAGAAAAUCGUCAGAAGCUGGAUGUUCUGACCAAAAUAAAACUUUUGCAGAAAACGCAGAAAACACAAAAAGAAUGAAAAUGAACUCACCUACAGUCAAACACUUCUUAAACAGCCAAUCUACUAAUAGCAGUAGUGAUUUAUGGGAGACUAUAUCUAGUGAUGCAUCAGAGCCUGAUGAUGAUCACAACCUUGAUGAUUCUGAUAGCUGGGUAUCAUCUGAAGAAAAUGAUCACAAUGGUUUAAGACAUGAUGAUUUUGGUGGAAUCUAUAACUCUUUGUUUAAUACUGAUGGUAUCCAUGACAGCGAUACUGACAGUGAAGUUGCUAGAGAAUUGUUAUUAUACCGCUUUCUGAGCGAACGCAAAGAAAACGAAUUGAGUAAACUUUUGAAGGGUAAAAUUGAUCUGUUACCAGUACCAACUAUGCUCAAACAGUUUCUCAAUUAUAACAAAGAAGAUUAAUUUGAUUUAUGGCUGUUUAUAAAACAUUUUUCUGUUAUAUUAUCAUUCGAUUAAUUAGUUCUUAAUUGUAUAUAAUAUAUAUAUCUCAACCAUACAUUUUUUUAUAGUUUAGUUGUUAUUUUAAGAACUCAAAUAUUAUUUGUACAUUAUUAACUAAUAACUACUAUGUCUUAAACAUAUUACAUUUUUUGUAUCUUUUUAAGUAUUCAUUGUUUAAAGAAAGUGCAACCACCAUAUUCAAAGAAAUCAAUUUUCCCUUUCAAACUAUUAUAGACGUGGGAUAGUUUAAAAAAAAAUAMCMUAAUAURUUAAUAUGUAUUAUGUUGUGUUGUGUUAAGAUUUAUUCUGGAUUUUUUUUAUUUUUUUUUGUUAAAUAAUUUAUGUAAUUUUAUUUACCUUUAUAAAUAAUAGCCAGGAUAUGAUAAUAUAUUAUUUUUUUUGAAUCAUUUCAGUUACAAUAAUGUAUAUUUGAUAAUAUUGUCAGAUGUGUAAGUGUCACAAUGAUUAAUAUUCUAAAUUAUAAUUAUUUAAAUGUUUAAUAUAUUUGUAAACAUCAAUAAAGGAACGUUUUCAUUAUGAUUUUC